Selaginella moellendorffii is the source of this 1569-nucleotide messenger RNA. RefSeq names its product pentatricopeptide repeat-containing protein At4g02750-like. NCBI's taxonomy places the organism in Eukaryota, Viridiplantae, Streptophyta, Lycopodiopsida, Selaginellales, Selaginellaceae. Gene Ontology annotation, molecular function: RNA binding; protein binding. Gene Ontology annotation, biological process: RNA modification. Bases 1 to 1569 code for a protein of 522 amino acids. The transcript has a single exon. The record is from RefSeq and is a predicted model, not a curated record.
AUGCAAUGUGAAGCUCUUGCGCGCCAAUUGAGGGAGUGCUGCGAUGCCCACCGAGGAGACUGGCUCCAUUCCCAGAUCGCUGGAAGCAGCACUCACGGGAAGAAUGUCUACCUCUCCAAUCUUGUCGUGGAGAUGUAUGGGCGGAUUGGCUGCCUCGAUCGCGCGAGAGCGGUCUUCGGCAGCAUCGAGGAGCCAAACCAGCACUCCUGGAACAUCUUCCUGGCGGCGAUCAUUCGAUGUGGGCAUUUGGGUGAUGCCGAGGACGUGUUUGAGCGCAUGCCGUGCCGGAGUAUCUUUUCGUGGGGCAGUAUGGUGGCUGGAUAUGCCCGCACUAAUCGAGUCGAGAAGGCAAAGCAGGUGUUUGAUGGAAUGCCGGAGCACAACGUCGUGGCUUUGAAUGCCUUAGUAUCCGCAUAUACCCAAACUGGUCAUCUGGACAAAGCGCUGGAAUUUGCCAAUGGCAUGGUAGAGAUAGACGUGGUUACUUGUAACACAAUACUCAAAGCUUUCGCUGGCCUGGAAAUCAACCAAGCCAAAGCAUGGUUUGAUUUGAUGGCCCAAAAAAACAUCGUCUCCUGGAACCUCAUCCUUGAAGGAUUUGCCUCGAGAGGGCAAGUAGGACUUGCGAAGAACAUCAUGCUCUCAAUGCCGGAACACAAUCUCGUGUCAUUCAACAGCAUUCUCUCGGGCUAUUCCCAGCGCCAUAAGCUUAGUGAAGCUGAGGCACUUCUAGAAAAGAUGCCGGAGCUCGAUUUAAAUUCGAUCACGACGAUGAUGAACGCCUAUGCCGAGAGUGGCGAUCUUGAAAAGUGUAGAAAGUUGUUUGAGAGCUCCUUGCAGCUAGACAAGCUCGCAUUCACCGCCAUGCUGCUCGCUUACGCCCAAAAUGGGCAUCUUGCAGAGGCAGUGGACGUUUUCUACACGAUGCCACAAUGGGACGAAGCAUCAUGCUCGGCGCUGGUUUUGGCAUAUGCCCAGCACGGGUAUAUGGACGAGGCAGCGGCAUUGCUGGAGAGGUUCUCACUGAAAAGCCCAUUGUCAUGGACCAUGGUUACGGUCUCGUAUGCCCAAAAAGGGCAUCUCCAGGACGCAAAAUCCAUCUUCGACGCGAGCCCAGGCAAGGACGUCGUCUCCUGGACUUGCAUGCUCCAAGCUUUUGCAGACGCUGGAAAGCUCGAGAUUGCAAGAACCAUCUUCGAGAGAAUGCCCAAGAGAGAUGUGGUUUCCUGGACCACAAUGGUUCAAGCUCUCGCCAAGAACAAGCAAGGGAAAGAAUCGCUGGAGCUUUAUCGGUGGAUGCAUCUCCAAGGUCUAGAACUGCGAGAACAAACCUUUGCAAACAUACUUAGCGGCUGUAGCCAUGCCGGGCUUGUGCGCGAGGCUUGCCACUACUUCCUCUCCAUGAGAAGCGAUCACUACAUUCUUCCCAUAAAGGAGCACUACACUUGCGUGCUCGAUUCCUUCUCGCGAGCCGGCCAGGCCAAAGCAGUGGAAGAUCUCUUGGAAGCAAUGCCUUUCGAGCCGGAUUCCCCAGCAUGGACCACUUCGAUCCCUCUCUCAAGGCCAUGA